CCAGCCCGGGCCCCCUCCCCGGGGCGGGCAGGCUCCGAGACCCGCCCCGGCCCGCGCCCCAUGGAGAACUUCCAGAAGGUGGAGAAGAUCGGCGAGGGCACCUACGGGGUUGUCUACAAGGCCAGGAACAAAGUCACCGGCGAGGUGGUGGCGCUGAAGAAAAUCCGCCUGGAUACAGAGACGGAGGGCGUCCCCAGCACGGCCAUCCGGGAGAUCUCCCUGCUCAAGGAGCUGAAUCACUCCAACAUCGUCAAGCUGCUGGACGUGAUCCACAGAGAGAACAAGCUCUAUCUGGUCUUCGAGUUCCUGCACCAGGACCUGAAGAAGUUCAUGGAUGCGUCCUCCAUCAGCGGCAUCCCUCUGCCCCUCAUCAAGAGUUAUCUGUUCCAGCUGCUGCAGGGCCUGGCCUUCUGCCACUCCCACCGGGUGCUGCAUCGCGACCUCAAGCCCCAGAACCUGCUCAUCAAUGCCGAGGGAGCCAUCAAGCUGGCAGACUUUGGGCUGGCGCGGGCGUUUGGCGUGCCGGUGCGAACCUACACCCAUGAGGUGGUGACUCUCUGGUACCGGGCCCCUGAAAUCCUGCUCGGCUGCAAGUACUACUCGACGGCUGUGGAUAUCUGGAGCCUGGGCUGCAUCUUUGCCGAGAUGAUCACCAGGCGAGCCCUGUUCCCUGGAGACUCGGAAAUUGACCAGCUCUUCCGCAUCUUCCGGACGCUGGGCACCCCGGACGAGGCCGUGUGGCCGGGGGUCACUUCCAUGCCCGAUUACAAGCCCAGCUUCCCCAAAUGGGCCAGGCAGGACUUCAGCAAGGUGGUGCCCCCCCUGGACGAGGAGGGGAGGAAGCUCUUGGCUCAAAUGCUGCACUACGACCCCAACAAGCGGAUUUCGGCCAAGUCAGCGCUGAACCAUCCCUUCUUCCAGGACGUCACCAAGGCCGUCCCUCAUCUGCGCUUGUGAAGUGGCUUCGGGGAGGGGGUCAGCCCAGCCAGGACUCUGCUGCCUCCACGCUGGUGCUGUCUGGCCUGUGCCUGUAUCUGGAUCUGUCUCCUGGGGUUGGUCCUGCCCCGGGGGUCCUGUGACUCAUCCUGUCCCUGCGGACUUGCACUUAGCCCCCCGACCAUGGGGAUGCUGGAUGGGGGGUGUGGGGACCCCCCACCGCCCAGCCCAGCCCCCACUGCCCUGGCUGGAGCUCCUAGUCUGUGGCUUUGAUGCUCCCUGGAGGGCUUGGAUUUCAGCACCAGCAAUGGGACAUUGCUCGCUGCAGCUGGGAGUGCCCGCCCUCCCCCCCUCAGCUGCCCUGAUUGAGCCCCAUCUCUCAUCUCCCUCGGCAUGCCCCCCCCAGCCUCUUCAGUGGAGCCCCCCGAAUUCCUGCUCCAACACAGGAUGAACGCCCCUGGAGCCUGCACGCCUCCUCGAUGGGUGGAAGGCAGGGAGGGUCUGGCUGGAGAACCAUCCUCUCCUACCAGCGAGACUGGUUCAAACUAGAUACGCUCACUGGCCCCGGUGAACUCACCCGCUGCCUCUUCCCUGGCCAGCACCCUGGUGUCUGCUACACCAGGGCCUCGAACCGCAGCUGGCGCUGCUGGCGAUUCCUGUUCCUGCUGCGGAUCAGCUGCCUGAAUCCCCAGCUGCUCUUUGGGUUGGGGGGGCCCAUGCAUCCCCAACCGCUCAGGAAACAUGCGUUGUAAGGGCUGAUCCUGCAGCGUGUUGGGCCCGCUCAGCUCCCCUCCUUCCCUGGCAGGAUCUGACCCUAAGCAGGGAUUCUGCUCACUUAGCAUCCCCCCAUGUCCCAUGGGCAGACAGAAGUGUUUUGACCGACGAGGCCCGAGACCCUCGCACGUCCGACGCUGGCGUCCUCCUCCCCACGGGAGCGUCUCACCAUGUGUGACCUGAUGCAUGUGGCUUCUGCAGGGAAGCAGGUUCCUCAUCCGCUCUGGGGAGAAUCUGCACCCACAGGAGGGGGUUUGCUCUAAAGGCUUCACCCUGCGCCGGGUGGUGGAGCAGGCACCCAGCAGCUGAAACUGAUCCUUGCUGCUGGCUCUUCUCCUGGCCUCCCCGCAAGAUGCCCCCUGAUUCUCUGCUCCCUGAAGGGCUUUGAAAGUAAAGGACUUUGGUCCCGAAAGGAACCCCAGCCUGAGGGUGCUGCAGUCUCCUCUGACAGAUUCUCCAUCAUUGGCCGCUCGUUCUGUGGCACUGCCUAUGGGCAAGCUCACUGCAAGGGGACAGCGCCUCGGUGGGUGUCGAUCAGUGGGGUUCCACUGACUUGUCAAUGGUGCAAUGGCAGCUUAAGCCAGGUACGGAUCUGACCCCACAAUCUGACAUACACCCCACUAGAACAGGUGCCAGCCGGGCUCUUCCCCACGUGCUCUGGAGGGCUGGCUCCCGGAGGGGUGGGAUUCCUUGUCACUUUCCUUUGGCUCAGAUCUUUCCAUGCCAGAGGCGCUUCAGCCUGUGGAAAGGCUGGCUCCGGCACGUGGGGCCAGAUCCCCAGCAGGGCGAUGCGUAUUUACACCAGCUGAGGAUCUGGCCUGUGAAAUUGGUACUUGCACCCAAUCUGCGAUUUUAAUUCGCCUCCUUUCCUGUGGAUGUCCCUGCCACCCUGGUGUCUGUGUUUCCCUGGAAGGUCCGAUUUGGCCACCCAGCAACGAAUCUGAUUUUAAAUCCACAAAGAACGGCCCAAACCUGGGGAAGCAGGGGCAGCUCAAGGCUGGUGGGGGGGAUGCUGCUGUUUCUGGGUUGGAGCACUCUUCCACAUGGAUUGCCCUGCAGGAUGGGGAAGGGUGUUCGAAAGUAUCCCCCGUCACCCAGCCCUCGGUGGCAGCCAGAUACUCAGGUGCAGUGCAGAUGGGGUGUUGGAAUGGACAGGAAGGCGCCGAUCGAGCUCACUGGGGGCAGCUGUUGCUGGGGGCAGCUGUCCGCCAGCGUAACGGGAUCAGUUCUGGAUGCGUUGGUGAUGUUUCCCUACAAACAGCCCCAGUUGUAACAGCCUAGAACUUCCCAUGGUGCGGAUGGUGGGCUGCUCUCACCCGCCCACUGCCAAGCUCUUGGGGUCUGCUUAAAGGGGAGAUGGGGGAGGGGGAAAUCCAUGUCUAAACCAAAAGUGAUCAGUUGACAAUAGAUGAAUAGACUAUUUAAAAACAGACUUGGUGCAUUUUAUAGUAAUACAUUUUAUAUUUAAGGGUUGUUUAUAAAAGUAUUUUAGAGGUACAAAUUAAUAUUCCAGGAGAAGAAUGAUCAUUAAGGGAAGCUCAUAAGCCAUAUGGGCCUUGUCCAGGUGAGGGGUAAAAGUCCGACUGGUUCUGUUCCUAGCACAGCUAUUUUGAGCUCUUGGAUCUUGAGUUUCUUUCGAGCAGAAGGGUUGUGUCGUUUCCUUCCACAGCUGACUAGCUGUUUUUCUCAACUCAGUUGCCUAAAGAAAAAUGUAGGGUUAGGACAGCAACGUAAAGUGCCUAAUGGGGGCCAGUUUGAGGAGGGAGGGGAAAUUGAGUCUCCAAGUUGCUGGGUACAGAAGGCGGAAGAGAAUUCCCCCAAAACAUUGCUCCUGCCAACUCAUGAUGAAAACAGAGGGAAGGCGAGACAGAUGGGGGUUAAUAGCUAUAAUGACACGAUAUUUGGGAGCAUGAAUAUAUUUUUUGGACUGCAGCAAAUAGGGCAAUAUUUAUAAGGCUGGGUUAGUUUUAAAGCAGCGCUCUAGAUUUGUAUAAAGUUUGUUGCAAAAACUCCAUGGUGCUUGUCUAAGUGAAUAUUUUUAACAAACAAACCCUCAAAUAUAUUUGUCAUCCUUGAUUUUUGUAAUUCUUUGUAGACUGUUGUUUCUUACCAAAUGUUAAUAUUAUGGGAUUGGUUUAUAAAUCAUUAAAAAUAUUCUUAGUUUUAA
Molecule: messenger RNA, 3877 nt
Organism: Gopherus evgoodei (Goodes thornscrub tortoise)
Lineage: Eukaryota; Metazoa; Chordata; Testudines; Testudinidae
Gene: CDK2
Product: cyclin dependent kinase 2
Exons: 7
Coding region: 61-957 (298 amino acids)
Biological process (GO): protein phosphorylation; G1/S transition of mitotic cell cycle; regulation of G2/M transition of mitotic cell cycle
Cellular component (GO): cyclin-dependent protein kinase holoenzyme complex; nucleus; cytoplasm
Molecular function (GO): ATP binding; cyclin binding; cyclin-dependent protein serine/threonine kinase activity
Source: RefSeq, a predicted model, not a curated record